AUAUUCUACUGACCUUGCUGCAGGACAUGGACAGCCUACACAUUUACCAUAAUUCCUCACAAUGGUAUUGAAGUAUCAGCAUUUUAAUACAGUUUCCUAUGGUGAAGAUGAAACUCAUUAUUUCGAAACUUUUGGAAACAGUAUAGUGUACUAUUUUCUUAAUUUGUUUAUGGUACAUUGUAUAUUAUAUUGUCUUAUCACGUGUGAUAUUCCCCUCUUUAAAUCGUCUAGACUCAAGACCUGCAUUCAAACCGCAGUUCGGUGGGAUCUGCACUGUGGCAAACAUACGGUUUCCCCUUUUAUCUUCAGCAACCGUGCUCAGGGAUUUGACAUUUCAUCCGCGCGGUCUAGCUCUCGGCUCGAAUUGGACAGUGGAAGCAACAGAAGCAAGUUGACCUAACAAGAUUCAGAGAAGAGGAUUUGGGAAGACCAGAUUUCCAAAAUGCCCGUGGCAUCAGCCAGCUCAGACUCUGCUAUGCAGCAGGUUCUGGACACUCUGAGUGACAGCACCAGCUCCACCAUAGCCAAUGACCUGGACCUCAUCUUCCUCAAGGGCAUCAUGGAGAGUCCUGUGUUCCCGUCUCCCUGCUACCCGCAGGCCCAUGAGAGACUGGAGGAGCCCAAGCUGGAGGCAGUGAGUGAAAACAACAUGGAGCUGGUGCAGGACAUCCUGAAGGAGCUCACUCCCCUCACGCACAGGAGCAAGGCCGCAGACGAACUGGCACGCAUAUUGAAGGAGCCACACUUCCAGUCUCUCAUGGAAACCCAUGAUUCGGUGGCCUCCAAGACCUUUGAGACUCCUCCUCCCAGCCCCUGUUCCUUCAUGGACGCUGCCUUCAACAACCAGCCCGUGCCCCCAGACGCAGUCAGGAUGGUGGGCAUCCGCAAGGUGUCUGGAGAGCACCUGGGUGUGACAUUUCGGGUGGAGAGUGGAGAGCUGGUGAUCGCCCGCAUCCUUCACGGCGGGAUGAUCGACCAGCAGGGCCUCCUCUACGUGGGUGAUAUUAUCAAGGAGGUGAAUGCAAAAGAGGUGGGCAAUGACCCCAAGGUGCUCCAGCAGAUGCUGAAGGAGGCCAGCGGCAGCGUGGUGCUCAAGAUCCUCCCCAGCUACCAGGAGCCUCACACCCCACGCCAGGCAUAUGUGAAGUGUCACUUUGACUACGACCCGUCCCAUGACAACCUAAUCCCCUGUAAGGAGGCAGGCCUGGGCUUCAGCAGUGGAGACAUUCUGCAGAUCUUCAACCAGGAGGACCUCAACUGGUGGCAGGCAUGUCACCUGGAGGGGGGCAGUGCAGGCCUCAUCCCCAGCCAGCUCUUGGAGGAGAAGAGGAAGGCUUUCGUCAAGAGAGAUCUGGAGCUGGUUACAACAGGUCCUCUUUGUUCUGGAAUGGGUGGGAAGAAGAAAAAAAAGAUGAUGUAUCUAACGACCAAAAAUGCAGAGUUUGAUCGGCACGAGCUGAGGAUCUACGAGGAGGUGGCCAAGGUUUCCCCUUUCCGUCGGAAGACGUUGGUUCUGAUUGGAGCACAGGGAGUGGGCCGCCGUAGUCUGAAGAACAAACUGUUGGUGUCAGACCCCAUGCGCUAUGGGACCACCAUCCCCUUUACCUCGAGGAAACCCAAGCUGGAUGAGAAGGAUGGACAGAUGUACUCGUUCAUGACUCGCAGUGAGAUGGAUUUGGACAUUAAGAACGGGCGCUUCCUGGAGCACGGCGAGUACGACGGGAACCUCUAUGGCACCAAAAUCAACUCCAUCCACGAGGUGGUGGAUGCUGGCAAGAUCUGCAUCCUGGAUGUCAACCCACAGGCACUUAAGGUCCUGCGGACGUCAGAGUUCCUUCCCUACGUGGUGUUUAUUGAGGCUCCAGAUUAUGAGGUCCUCAAAGCCAUGAAUAAGUCUGCCAAAGAAGCCGGCGUGAUGACCAAACAGUUAACGGACUCAGAGCUGAAGAGGACAGUGGAUGAGAGCGAGAGGAUCCAGCGGGCCUACGGACAUUACUUUGACCUGAACAUCAUCAACGACAGCCUGGAGGGGGCCUUCUGCGGCCUGAAGACGGCGCUGGAGAGACUGGGCUCAGAGCAGCAGUGGGUUCCUGUCAGCUGGGUCUUCUAAAGGCCAAUCAGAGGUCAGAGCUAGAGGUCAGGAUGUCAUCUGGAGGUCAUGAGGAGGUCGGAAGAGGCGUCAAAGGUCUGAGGAGUUGGUACAGGCUGCAGGUAGAGCGGUACCAUUCAGGAGAGAGUAAAUUGCAAAGGGGUAGAGCUUCCCUCCACAGCUUGUGAUGCUAUUGGUUGGAGGUCUGUUGUAAAGGGCCAAUCCCGAUGUUCCAGUGCAAGGGGUCUGCCUCAUGGUAGACUUUUGCACAAAUUAUAGUUCCUCUGCAGACAUGAUGUCAAACUGCAAUUUUUGUAAAAACAAAAAACAAAAAAGAUGUUAAAAAUAAAUGAAUAACAAAAUAUAUGUUGGUAUUUGUUGAGGAGGCUUUAGAGGUGAUUUGACGUACAGUGCGUAGCGUGUGAGUGACAGUAUAUUAUAUAUGUUGAAGUAGGCUUAUAUAUUUUGCAAAUACUGUGCUGGCGGUCUUGGAGUAUAACGAAUAUUGUUAUACUACCAGGAGUUCACUGAAAAUGUUUAGCCUUCCCAAAUCUUUAAAAAACUAUGUAGUGCAAUGUUUACAUUGAAUGUUUCGUUUUGUGGCCGAUUUAAAGAAUACAAAGGUACCAACUGUCACACUAUUCUUUAUAUAAAAUUCGGUUUAUUUUGUCAUAUGAGCGUACGAUUGUAGAUAAUUGACAGCUGUCCUGAUGUUACUGUACUUAAUCUUAUUUAUGUUCUCUUUGUUGAAAAAAAGAAAGCAUAGCAAUACAUGAUCUGAGACGAAUACACAAAUGCACGCAUGAAUGCAUACGCAUACGCACUCACACAAAGACAUACACACAGCAAUCAACAAUGCAUACACAUCAAUAUGCUCUAUUUUCUCACUCUGAGAAUUGAAUAUUUGAAUGUCAUCUUUCAUUUCUUUGUUCUUUGUUACCAUGUUUUUAUCUAUUUUCUUUGUUUUUUAAUCAGUUUAUUGUGUGAGAUGUUGGAAUUUAGGCCCCUAAGAAAUGUUUUAGAUUAUUUAAACUAUGUUUAAUUGAAACUGUGUAAUUGUUUGAUUACUGUACACACAGUUUACUUAAUGUGGACUAUCACUUACAGUGUCUGACUCUUUCUGGGUAGAAAGUUUGUUUUGAUGGACAUAUUUAGUUUAUUUUCAAUGUUGAUUAUACAGGUUAUAUAUAUAUAUAUAUAUAUAUAUAUAAUAAGUGGCUUCCAACAUGCUUACUUUGCCUUAACAUGGUACAGAGGCCAAGGAUAUACUGUACACUAGUUAUAGGUUGAAUUGUUAUCUAUUUUUCACAUGCUACAGCAUGAUUACUGUAUGUUAUCCCUCUCCCUAAGAUAAAAAAAAAAAUAAUAAUGUAUAAUUCCAGUGAUUUAAUCUCAGAAUUUCGUAAAUAUUGUACUGUAACAAAGGUUAUAUAUAAAGAAACACUUUAGUGCUCUGGGUUACUAUACUACUGUGUUGAGGUAGUGGGGCAGCUACACAAGAUUGUAAUUCUGAUGUUCAUAGAAAAAUAUUAAAGAUGAAAAAUCUUGUAGAACAUUGACUCGUCCUCAUGGUUUAAGGUAGAUUUUCUUCUAAAUGUGCUUCCUUGUGUUACAAAUGGAGGUUAGUUAAGGUUAGUUAGUAGUUAGGUGUACAGGUAGGCUGAAUCCCAAACCAGCCCCUUCCCCUCACUCCUCGGCUCUCCAUUUGGGCGUUCACGUACACCUCCGCCAUAUGCACAAGUGUCCCAAAGCUGAGGGAGUGAAAAUAAUUGAGGGUGUAGGUGCUAAUUAGAACCUCCGAUAGCCACUUCGACCAAACCAGCAAGGCUGGAGACUCCAGGCGAAGUGAUAUCCCAACAUGCACUGCAAUGUGUUUGGAGUUUGCGUAAUUUCAUUCAAAAGAAUGGAGAGGCGUGCCUAAUUAUAUGUCACGUGCAUUUGUUUGUGUCUGAUUUCGAGGCUUGACACAUGUAACAAAUGAAAUUCCACCCAAAUUAAAUAUUUAACUGUUACUGAGGUUUACAUCUUGUAAAAGUACAGGGGGGAUAUGUUCAUUUGAAUUUCAUGCUUGUUUUAUUAUUUAAAUAUGGAGCAUGAAUUGCAUCAUUCAAGUCACCAGUGUGUCCCAAGGUUUAUGGGUUUAUUUGAUCCGCUUGCCACUCUGGAAGUCAACCUUUGAGUUUCGUCAGUGAACAAGGUACAAGGGAGGGCCCACCGAGCGAGUAGGUAGGGGCGAGGGGCUGGUUUGGGACACUGCACUUCCACACUCCAUCUCUAGGUGGCAGCAGUAACCGGGUCAGGUGCUGACCUCUUCCAGGAAGCCUUGAUAAGUGAUGAUUCCACAGGUGUGUGUGUGUGUUUGGCAAUCAGUAGCUAUCUAUUUACCGCCACAAACCGAUGCUGGCACUAAGACCGCACUCAAUGAGCUGUAUAGGGCCAUAAGCAAACAAGAAAAUACACAUCCAAAGGAGGCGCUUCUCGUGGCCGGUGAUUUUAAUGCAGGGAAACUGAAAUCCGUUUUACCUCAUUUUUACCAGCAUGUCACCUGUGCAACUAGAGGAAACAAAACUCUAAAUCACCAUUACUCCAACACACAAACGCAUACAAGGCUCUCCCUCGCACCUCAUUUGGCAAAUCUGACCAUAA
This is a messenger RNA of Coregonus clupeaformis (lake whitefish), 4735 nucleotides long. RefSeq names its product MAGUK p55 subfamily member 2. Gene Ontology annotation, molecular function: protein binding. Lineage: Eukaryota; Metazoa; Chordata; Actinopteri; Salmoniformes; Salmonidae. The transcript is spliced from 13 exons. Bases 443 to 2110 code for a protein of 555 amino acids. The record is from RefSeq and is a predicted model, not a curated record. Gene Ontology annotation, cellular component: cell-cell junction; plasma membrane.